This is a messenger RNA of Aphanomyces astaci, 3151 nucleotides long. RefSeq lists its product as hypothetical. The transcript has 11 exons. Bases 29 to 2590 code for a protein of 853 amino acids. Gene Ontology annotation, molecular function: DNA endonuclease activity; single-stranded DNA binding. The record is from RefSeq and is a predicted model, not a curated record. NCBI's taxonomy places the organism in Eukaryota, Oomycota, Saprolegniomycetes, Saprolegniales, Verrucalvaceae. Gene Ontology annotation, cellular component: nucleus. Gene Ontology annotation, biological process: nucleotide-excision repair.
GUGUUGGUCACGUGAACUCACCAAGGCGAUGGGGGUAACGGGAUUGUGGAUGCUUCUAGCUCCAGGAGGCCGACAAGUUUCGAUGGAGAGUUUAAGCGGGCAAACUCUAGCGGUUGAUGCGAGCAUUUGGCUUACCCAGUUUGUGAAGGCCAUGCGCGACCCUGACGAUGGAACGAUGAUGAGGAAUGCACACCUUCUUGGGACAUUCUAUCGCAUCUCGAAGUUGUUGACCCAUGGAAUUCGACCUGUAUUCGUUUUCGACGGCGACACACCUGCAAUCAAGCUCAAGACGCUGCAGCAGCGUCGAUCGAGACGAGAAAAGAGUCAAGAUACGCUGACGCAAACUGCCAAGAAACUCUUGAUCAAACAGCAGCGAGAAAAGGGCUCCAAACAACUCCCUCCAUCCGAAGUACCGCGUUCUCCUGCUGCUAAACCAGUUGAAGCCUUCCAGUACGACGCGAUGUCCUCGGAGGAAAAGUCAGCGGACGACGGGAACGACAGCGACUACGAUGCGACGUGGAUGGUUGAUGUCGAGAACUUCGAAGCGUACCAACGUAACCGGCGCCAGGAUGCGCGCGAGACGUUUCUGACGUUGGCAGGCAAGCCGGAAGAGUAUUCAAUGGCGCAAAUCAGCACGUUCCUCAAGGCGAGCAAGCUGAAGCGGGACAUGAACUCUCGGAAAAGUGCCAUCGACUCCCCCGAGUCCGGCCGGCGGAUCGCCAGCGAAGGGGGUCGGCGAUACAUCUACACCAAAGCAAGUGCGCCCCACGCGCUGGACGAGUCAUCCGUUGGCCGCUCUUCAGAGCAUGUUCGCAUCCAGGCAGCCAAGUCCGUUGACGCGACAGCAAAGCAAGACUGCGCUGUUUUCAGCCCGACCACGUUGGACACAAAACACCCGAGCUGGUUUUCCGCUGGGAAAAAGGACGCCCCGGUGGUUCUGGACUGGGCCACCGACGAGGUUUUCGUGAAAUGUGACCUACCCAAUGCGUUUAAGUUGGCAUCGGACGCGCCCCCGUCCGAUCUUGCGCACGAGACAUCGAAACAAUCUUCACACGACGACCAUACUCCCGUGCAAGCCAAAGCAGCAUCCAGUACCCCUGACGACGAAUCGGACAUUGAGUGGGAAGACGUUGUUGCUCCCCCUGAACUUGAGCAUGCGGUGAGCACACAAGCGGACAAGAGUUGCUCCACCGACCUUGGGACGACCAGUCCUUUUGACGAGAAACCACGUCAAGCGACUCUUGGCAGUGACACGUCCGAUUUUGAAUGGGAAGAAAAUACCGACGAAGUUCCGUCGAAACCAUUGCCAACACAAUAUAACGAAGCGGCGACCUCGAGCGAUGUGUUGGAACGACUUUCUCCGGCAAAGGAACUUGUGCAUUCCAAGGACGACGACGAAGGCAAAGAGGACGUGACUACCAGCGCCCUGCAUGCUGCGAUGUCUACUGCAACCAAUCUCACGCAGUGGGCUGCUGGGGCUGUGAAGCGAGCUAUCUUGGCACACAAACAACUGGGAACUCAAUUUGAGGCAGCCACGCAGAGCCACAGUCCACUGAACAAGACUGCAAGCCCAGAAACGAUGCGGUAUUUGCCCCGAGGGUCGCCAGAGGAGUCGCCCAUGCGAUACCUUCCACGAGACAAUGCAGUGCCUCAAGCAUUGCCCAGUCCUUUGGAUGAGUCGGAGGCGGACCUGCGGAAGCUGCGCAACCAGAAGCUGCGCGAUGUGGACGGCGUCACGGACGAGAUGAAGAGCCAAGUGAUGGACCUGCUCCGGUUGUUCGGAGUGCCGUUCGUGGUGUGUCCCAUGGAGGCGGAAGCGCAGUGCGCGACGUUGGAGCAGCUCGGGUUGGUGCAAGGUAUCAUCACAGACGACAGCGAUAUUUUCGCGUUUGGCGGGAAAAAAGUGUACAAAAACAUGUUUAAAGACUCUAAAUUCGUGGAAGCGUACUUUGCCGCCGAUCUCGAGCGCGAAUUGGGCCUGGACCAAGAGCGCAUGAUUGCAUUGGCAUUGUUGCUCGGAAGUGAUUACACCGACGGCAUCAACGGCAUUGGCAUUGUGAAUGCAGCGGAGAUUGUCGGGGCGUUCGGGGGUCUCGAGGGGCUGCGCCACUUCGGCACAUGGGUCAACUCGUUUGACAUUACGGACGACUUGAAGAAACCCAAGAAAGUGUCGGCGGACGAGUUGGCGGCGCUGAGUCCGCUCGAGCGCUUCAAGCUCACGCACCAGUCGAUUCGGCGAAACUGGAACGUCAGUGCCAUCUUCCCCAACCCCCACGUGAUCAAGGCGUACCAGUACCCCGACACGGACAAGUCCACGGCGCGCUUCUCGUGGUCGGUGCCGGACCUGGCCAACCUGCGCGUGUUCUGCGGCCAAGAGUUUGGCUGGCCCAUCGAUACGGUCGACUCGAAACUCCUUCCCGUCGUCCGCGCCGUCUCCCGGGGUUUCCAAGCCCAAACCCGCAUCGACGGCUACUUUACAUCGUACAACGACAAUAUCAAAUACGCAAAGAUUCGAAGCAAGCGAUUGAAAGCAGUGGUGAACGACAUUAAAGGUAUACAUACUUGGGCGGACCACAAGACCUCAACAUAGUGUGUGCAUCUGUCUAGGCUUGAAGAAACCCCGUAAGCAUGAACACGACUAGUUUAUUACUUGGAUUCUUGCUUGGUGGUCACGAUGUUGCUGGGUCCAUUCGAGUUUCCUUCGGCGGCCGCGGCGGCCUUUUUCUGGGCCCGCUGGGUUUCGAUCCUGGUCUGCACGAUCGCGGUGAAGUCCACCAUGUACGAUGCAAUCACGUCGAGGUCGGCCAUGGCCUUGCGCCCGUUCUGGAGCAACUCGAUGUCGUCCACGGCCUUGUCUUGGUAGUCGUCGCUGGUACUGGGCACGUCCUUCACUUCAAUGUGCUUCAAGAUGGUGCCGUGGAUGCCGCACGUGGACCGUUGCAGCAAGUUGCCCACUGCCAUCAAGAUCUGACCCACUUCCAGCGUCUUGUCUGACGUGAUGCGGAUGGUCGUGUCCACCUAAUAUUGUAGUGUGUUUAUUCGCAACUAGAGUGACAUGGAAUAGAAUCGACCGACAUAACCAAGUAAAUGUGCAGAAGAAUCAUCGGCAGAAGGAUGUAACCCAUACAGUUAGCUUUGUAGAAGAAAAUCA